Molecule: messenger RNA, 447 nt
Organism: Beta vulgaris subsp. vulgaris (sugar beet)
Lineage: Eukaryota; Viridiplantae; Streptophyta; Magnoliopsida; Caryophyllales; Amaranthaceae
Exons: 5
Coding region: 1-447 (148 amino acids)
Cellular component (GO): nucleus
Molecular function (GO): RNA binding
Source: RefSeq, a predicted model, not a curated record
AUGGAUAUAAUCAAGAAUACCUUUCGCUGUAUAAAUCGCCUUUGGGAACUUGUUGCGAUUAAGCUUCCCAAACACACAGUGUUCACAAAACAUAAGAGGUACAUCAAGCAGUACAAUGAUGCCGAGCUCUCCGCUCUUGGAAUGGCUAUUCCUACUCUUGUUACCAUUGCUGAGAUUCUCAAGGCAAAUGGUGUUGCAGUGGAGAAGAAGGUUCUGACAUCAACAAUUGGAGCAAAAGAUGAGAACAAGGGCCGUGUUAUUCAGAAUGCAAAGCUUGAGAUUGUUCUGGAAAGAAAUGACAAAUCUCCUACCUCUGCUGAUGAGAAAUCUGCUACCUCUGCUGAUGAGAUUGCGAAGCCUGUACCUGAGACUAAAACCAAGCAGUAUCAGAUGAAUCAAAGACCGAAGCUGAAAUUGCUGAGAAAAGGAAGAAUGCAAGUCUUUUGA